AUGGUGGCACGCGCCGGCGGACUCCUGCUGCUGCUGCUCGCGCUCGCUGCCUCGAGCCGGGCUCUGCUCGCCCCUCCCACGCUGGAAAUCAACCUGGACGACAAAGCUGAAGUGAGGUGGCUGCCUCUCAAGACAGCCUUUGACGUAGAUUACCUGAAGAAAGUCGCAGCAGAAAUCAUAGAUUCCACGGUUCCAAAGUGGGUACAUCAUGCCAUCAUACCAAUAGUGAAGACCCUGGAGAGGUACGUUCCUCAGCCGUACGCAGGAGAGAUCCGUGGGAUGGCCACAGUCCUUGGAGGAAACCUCGCUGAUACCAUCAUUCUCAACUUUGCCUAUGAGAUCUCUGCUUUUUGUACGAGCAUCCUGGCCCAGGACAAAUCAGGGAACGUGUAUCAUGGCAGAAAUCUUGACUAUCCACAUCCCGCUCUGAGGAAUCUGACUGUUAACUUGAUUUUUCGCAAAAAUGGAAAGGUGGCGUACCUUGGAACCUCGUUUGCUGGUUACGUUGGGUUGUGGACAGGACAAAGUGCUUAUAAGUUCACUGUGUCCGGUGACCAGCGAGGAACUGAGCACUGGUGGAACUGGUGGAAGAAUUUUGUGUCUGCCUUCCUGUUCCACAGAUCUCCGGUCAGCUGGCUCCUGAGGGAGACUCUGGAGGAAGCAGAGGACUUUCAGGAUGCAGUCAUGCGUCUGUCCAAAACCCCCCUCAUCACAGGGGUGUACUACAUCGUGGGUGGGGUACGAGCAGGGGAGGGGGUCAUUAUCACCCGAGACCAAGCUGGCCCCGUGGAUAUUUGGCCACUGGAUCCGCUCCACGGAGAAUGGUUCAGAGUGGAAACUAACUUUGACCACUGGCGUCCUCCCCCACCUUCAGACCAUCGAAGGGAAGUAGCAAACGAGGCUCUGAACUCUACCGGCCAGGCCAACAUCAAUAUGGAUGAACUUUAUCAGGUUCUGACGAUGAGUCCAGUGUGUAAUCGAAUGACCAUUUACACAACAGUUAUGAGUGCAGCCUCCCCCGAGAAGUACUCUACAGUUGUCAGAGCAAAGGUACUGAGACACGACUUUAAAUACCUCUGA
This is a messenger RNA of Nematolebias whitei (Rio pearlfish), 1080 nucleotides long. RefSeq names its product N-acylethanolamine-hydrolyzing acid amidase-like. Gene Ontology annotation, biological process: fatty acid metabolic process. Gene Ontology annotation, cellular component: lysosome. Bases 1 to 1080 code for a protein of 359 amino acids. Gene Ontology annotation, molecular function: fatty acid amide hydrolase activity. The record is from RefSeq and is a predicted model, not a curated record. Lineage: Eukaryota; Metazoa; Chordata; Actinopteri; Cyprinodontiformes; Rivulidae. The transcript has 10 exons.